Messenger RNA from Trichogramma pretiosum, 8541 nucleotides. It is a transcript of the gene mu2, whose product is annotated as MATH and LRR domain-containing protein PFE0570w-like. Lineage: Eukaryota; Metazoa; Arthropoda; Insecta; Hymenoptera; Trichogrammatidae. Gene Ontology annotation, molecular function: protein binding. Bases 341 to 8047 code for a protein of 2568 amino acids. Gene Ontology annotation, cellular component: MLL3/4 complex. The transcript has 9 exons. The record is from RefSeq and is a predicted model, not a curated record.
UCUAGCGGUUUUGAUGCAGUCUGACGCCGCCAUUUUUUACUUCGGCCAAUCGCAUGUAAACAAAACAAUAGUGACUCUCUCAAACUUGAUAUUAACUAGUGAUCACGGUGUUCUUAAUGCACAUGCGUAAUAUUUGAAAAGGCCAGUAAAGAAGUCGUUCGAAAAGCCUGUUGUCAGUUACGUAGUUCGGUCUAAACGGACAAAAAGAUUAGAGCUGUGUGUAUAUAUCCAACAAAACGUCAAAUGAUUCUGCAGAGUACUUCGUGAGCCCUUAGUUGAAGUGAUUCAUAUAAUUGGCUAUUUCCAUUGAAACAUCGAAGUUAUCAAAGAAUAAAACAAGAUGGAUUUUCCUGCUACUCAAGCAAUGGAUGAUGAUUUUCCUGCAACUCAAGCUGUUGAAGCCUCUCAAGUUCCUAAUGAAAAAGUUUUGAUUGGAACAUUAUGUAUUGAUGAAAAAACUCAUCAAAUUUAUACAGGUACUACAACCAUUGGCAGGCAUCCAGGAUGUAACGUAUUUAUAGAUAAUCAGACAGUUUCUAAAUUUCAUGCUGAAAUUGAAGCCCAGUCACAUCAUGGAACAAUUUUCAUUAGAGACCUUAAAUCCAGUAACAAAACAAGAAUAAAUAAUUCCAAAUUAAGACCCGAAUGUAAUUAUCAGCUAAAAAAUGGAGAUGAAGUAAGAUUUGGUACUGUUCUAGCAAAGCUCCAUAUUAUUGGUUCGAUUGAUGAUUCUUUUGUGUCAAGUACUCCUUUGAAUAUUAAAAGAAAACAUAUAGUGAUUCCUGGAACACCUGAUACUUCCAUGAAUGAGAAUAGCUUAAACUUAGAUGAUACUGAUGAUUCUGUAAUCCAAGCAACUCAGCCCGAUAAAUUGACAUCAAGAAAUGGGAGUAAUAAAUAUACAGUAAAUCUGGGCCAGGAUUCAACAAGUCAUAAUGUAUCGUACAAAGAAAAUUUGAAUAACAGUAUUUAUUCUGCAGAAACGCAAAAAUCAAAAGAUGUUGGUAACCAUAAUGAAUCGGACGAAAACAUUUUUGAAAUGGAAACACAGCAAGUUCAUAAUGAUAUUAUGCAUAAACAAGAAAAACAACAAAUUGAUAAUAGGAAGUUAAAUAUUUCUAAAAAUGUAUCAAAUGAUGUUUCGAUAUACAGUGCUGACACUCAAAAGAUUCUUAACAAAAGCAAUGAUUCAUCACACCUUCACGCAAGUAAAACAUUUGAUGCAUCUAUACAUAGUGCAGAAACUCAAAAGUACAAAAUUGAUGAAUCAGAAGUAAAAGAACGAUGCUUUACUGAUGAUUUGUCAGAUGUUUUGAAUGAAUCAAUUAAUGAAGCAGAAACUCAACAAUUUAACAAAGAACUAUGUCAAGUUAAUGAUGAACAAUCUAAUAGUAAAAUCGAAAAAUUUGAUGAUUUUUUUUAUGAGGCUGCAACACAAAAAUUUGAACAACAAAAAAUGUGUGGAUUAGAUAAUUCCCAAAAUAAUAGUGACUCAAACAAAAAUAAUUUUCUGAAACAAAUAGGAGAUCCAUUUGAUGAAAUUGAAACUCAGAAAUUCCAUGACAGUAGUUCACCCCAAAAUAAGGACAAAGCAUAUCAGUUCAAAACACCCAAAUCUUCAAUUGAACAAAAAAGAAAGAGUAACUUGAAUCAAUCUACUAAAUCCAUUUAUGAUAUGGAAACCCAAGAAUUUCAUAAAAAUAUAUUACCUAGAAAAUUAUUAGAUGAAGAAGAAACUCAAUCAUUUAUUAAAGAAGAUCUCAGUAAACACAAAAAUUCUCCUUCUAUGAGCAGUUCUUUGGAAGAAGCUGAAACACAAAAAUUUGUACUAGCCAAACCAAGUGAAUUUCUAACACCCAAAUCUCUCAGUAAAUCAAUGAACAAAAGUAGCUCAAACCAAUCACCAAAAUCAAUUGGUGAUAUGGAGACUCAGGAAUUUUGUGAAAAAAAUGUACCUAGAAAUUUAUUGGAUGAAGAAGACACUGAACCAUUUACUGAAGAUCUUAUUAAACAGCAAAAUUCUCCUUCUAUCCAUAAUUCAUUGGAUGAAGCUGAAACACAGAGAUUUGAACUUGAUAAACAAUGUUUGUUUAAAACACCUAAAUCCCACAGUAAAUCAAUGAACAAGAGUAGCUCAAACCAAACACCAGAAUCAAUUAGUGAUUUGGAGACUCAGGAAUUUUGUGAAAAAAAUUUACCUAGAAAAUUAUUGGAUGAUGAAGACACUGAACCAUUUACUGAAGAUCUUAUUAAACAGCAAAAUUCUCCUUCUAUCCAUAAUUCAUUGGAUGAAGCUGAAACACAGAGAUUUGAACUUGAUAAACAAUGUUUGUUUAAAACACCCAAAUCCCACAGGAUAUUAAUGAAAAAGAGUUACUUAAACAAAGCUACCCAAUCGAUUCAUGAUAUAGAAACCCAAGAGUUCUGUGAAAAUAAAUUACCUAGAAAAUUAUUAGAUGAAGAAGAAACUCAAAGAUUUAUUAAAGAAGAUCUCAGUAAAUGUCAGAAUUCCCUGUCAUUCAAAAAUUCUUUGGAUGAAGCUGAAACACAGAAAUUUGAACUAGAUGAACAAUGUUUGUUUAAAACACCCAAAUCCCACAGUAAAUCAAUGAACAAGAGUAACUUGAACCAAUCUACUAAGUCCAUUCAUGAUAUGGAAACCCAAGAAUUUCAUAAAAAUAUAUUACCUAGAAAAUUAUUAGAUGAAGAAGAAACUCAAUCAUUUAUUAAUGAAGAUCUCAGUAAACACAAAAAUUCUCCUUCUAUGAGCAGUUCUUUGGAAGAAGCUGAAACACAAAAAUAUGUGCUAGCCAAACCAAGUGAAUUUCAUACACCCAAAUCCCUCAGUAAAUCAAUGAACAAGAGUAGCUCAAACCAAACACCAGAAUCAAUUAGUGAUUUGGAGACUCAGAAAUUUUUUAAUGCAUCAGUUAAAGUGACCAAUCAGAAUAACUCAAUUGGUGAAGGAGAAACUCAACAAUUCAGCAAAGAAGAACUCAGUAAAUUCCAAAGUUUAUCUGCUGUCAAAAAUUCACUACAAGAAGCUGAAACUCAAGAAUUUGGGAGAGUUUAUUCAAAAAGCGUGAAUAGAUCAUCUACUUACACAUCGGUUGGUAACAAACUUGAAAAUAUAUCACGUAAACAACACUCUGCUUCAAUUAAGUCUAACCAAAUGGAUAUAACUCAAGAUGGUGAAUUUUUUAAUACUUCUUUAAAAAGAAAUUCUUCAGGAAAAAAAGUUUUUCCUUCAAAUUAUGAAAUAUCUCCGAAACUUUUGAAACCAGAAAGAAAAAAUACUUCUAAGACAAUGAAUGAUUCCAUUUCAUUAAAACAAAUUGAUGGAAGCUCUAAUAAUUCUAGUAAGGAAAUAGAUUCUUCUAGUAAAUUAGUUUCAUCCCCAACAGAAAACAUGAAAAAACAAUUCAAUUCUUCCAAAAACAUUUCUUUUGACAAUAGGUCGAAGAAUGAUAGUAGUAUUUUCAACAAAAAAGAUUUAGCACAAGUUGAUGACAAUGAAUUGGAUUUGUUUUCUCAAAAUGAUGAAGAUAUUUUUGCUCCAUAUGAAACUGAAACUAAAGAAUCCAAAACUUUCGAAAGUUCUAAAACUUCCAGUACAAUUUUAAAUACAAACAAAACUUCAUUAGGCAAGAGUUUCAGUUUUAUUUAUCAAAGAUCACCCUCGCCAGAAUCUGAUGAUAAUAUAUUUGAUGAUGAUUAUGAAGAAAAAAUGAAAUCCAAACGUUCACUCGUAAAUAUUCCAAAUGCUUCUUUCGUUAAAGCAGAAUCAUUGGUAAAAUCUUCUGUAACAAUAAAAAAUGCACAGAUUUCAAAUACUUUAGACGAUGAUGUUGAUGAAAUUGGUCCUACCCAACCAGUUAAUACUUCUACUUUUGAUACCGAAGAUAUUCAUUUAGCUGUAACUCAAAUUGCAACUCAAGGGACAAAAAAAAAUGUUCCUGGUUCUACAGUCAAUCAAGACGACGAUUCUUUAGCUCCAACACAACUCAUUUUCAAUGACAGCUGUGAUUUACCUCAAGAAAAGGAUUUUGAUGAAAUUGAUUUACCUUGUACUCUUAAAAUAUCAACACAACAGUUGGAUGAAGAUUUAGCUCUUUCACCAAAUACAAGACGAUGUAGUCAUCCUGAUGAAAGUACUAGCAUUAAUAAUUUGGGAAGAGAUAUGUCUAUUGCUGAAACAAAAAAUGAAAUGAAAAAUGCGAGUAACAUCAACAGAUCGAAACGUUUCUCCAAUGAACUUGAAGUAUCACCUAGAAAAAGAUUUCGACAGUCAAGUUACGAUAGUGACACAAAAGAAAAAAUGUUUCAAAACAUGGAAGAAAAUUUAGAAAAAAUAUUUGAGGGAGAUACAGAAGAAGAGCUUACUGUUGCAAAGUCCACGUUGCAAACCCAACAACUCAAAAAUAUUCUUGAGGAGAGUCAACUUGAAGAUAGUUGUCAAGAAAAUUCAAGUAACACCAAAUCGUCACCAACUCUAGGAAAAAUUUCUGGUUCUAAAAUAAUCGAAGAUUUUCAUCAACCAACUUCUCAUUCUUCUUCUAAAUCAAAAACAUUAAAUACCAAUCUUAAUGAUACUAUUGAACAAAAUCUCUGUGAAAUGUUCGAAAAUAAUUCUAAUGAUGUAUCAUCUCAUCAACCGGAAAUUAUGAUGACUCAGCAGUUGACAGAUGUUCUUGAAUCUCAAUCAGAACAAAGUGCAGAAGAAAAGAAAUCAGAACUUACUACAACAGGUGAAACAUCCAAGAAAAGCUCUGGGAGCGAGAGUAGUAAAACCGAAAAUCAGAUAUGUUAUAGACGCGGCACUAUAGGUUUUGAUCUCGAUUUAAACUGUGUCAAAUCAAAAGAGCGAGUAGCUGUAUGCCCUUUGAUUACUAGUGAUAGUCAAUCUGACAAUGAAGCUACAACCAAUAUCGAAGUUAACUCCACACCGAGUAGAAAGCGUCUUAGUCUCAGUUUACCUAAAAAUAUUAAUUUGAAUGCAUCAUUGAGAAGUGAGCCUGGAACUUCUAAGUCAAGUUAUUCACCGAAAAUUAGAAAUUCUGCUUCCAAAAAAAGGCAUGUUCUAUCCCGAGGAACACGAGGAUUUAACUUAGACCUACAAGCAAUUGAAAGUGAAACUCUCGUCUCGGCCGAUUCGACUGAAAAUGAAGAUGAUAAGGUCGGUAGUUAUAGGCUUAAAUCUAAUUUAAUGGGUGGGUCACAGCUUAAAAGUAAAAUCGCGAGCGAAUCUAGUGAUUCCGAUGACUUACUGGACAAUUUACCCGAUGUGAAAAUAGCCGGUACGAAAGAAUGUCCGGCCACCGCUUCGCAAUUAGCCGCACCAAGCGAUGAUGACGACGAUGAUGUCGAAUCAAUUGAACCAACUAAAAUUCCUCUUAAAUGGCGUUGGUAUGCUGAGAAACGUUACGAUCUUAUCUAUGAGAACUUAGAAAGGCCUGUUGACACGAAACCGAAAUCACGACCUCCGAGCGAACCCAAGCCUCUUUCAGUAGACGAUAUUUUAGCAAGUCUUGGUCCUCCUGUAACUGAUGAAACGAAAAGUAGGCGAACACGACGCACAUCCAAUUGCACUUUGACUGCACAAAAUGAAUCUCCACAGACUUUGGUUACAAAUAACCCAGACGCGACAUUCCAACAAGUGGAUACCGACUCAGACAGCAGCUCAGAAGAGAUGUUUCCGGAGUACAAACCCCUACCGCCAGCUAAAUUUCUAGGACGUCGAGCUACUUUUAACCAACUGGAGUCGAAGCUUGAUGAUAAGAACUUGGACGAUUCUGACGAUGAAGAGUUCAAUCUUUUGCGCCAACGUUGCCAUGAGCUCCUAAAACAACCACAAAUUCUUGGAACCAAAAAACUCUCUUCUACUCUCCAGACACCAAAGAACAGUUCAUCCAUGCCAACGCGCUCUAGUCGACGUCGUCGUAAAUGUGCGUCUGACAACUAUCAACUAAAUUCAAAUUCUACUGAACUUGACAAUACUGACGAUAAUGACGAAAUCGAUGCUAAUAUUGUUGGGGAUGGGCAGGGAAAACAAGUUCAGAGUGAAAAUACAAUUGCUUCAAAGGAUACCUUCGUGUUUCAGGUACCAAACGUUUCGCUAGUUCCUGUCAAUCAUCCCGAGAUGAAAUUAGCGACAGUACCGACGACAACUAGGACUACUAAUGACGAAAGACAGGGCACUAAGCGAGGGACUCGACAAGAAAAAGAUAGUAAAGUGAUACCCAAGUUACCAAAAGUAUCGGUACUUAUAUCUCCUCUACGGGAAAAAUUUUUAACAAACAAAAUAAAUCGGCAACUAUUAUUAUCUGCUAACACUGUGUCUAUGUUUAAACAGAAAGAUGCUGUUCCGAAAAACGACCAGAAAUUCGCACCAACCAUCAGAGUAACUCGUCGGGAUUUUAUACCUGAUCCCCCAUCUUUCGUAGAAAAGAGCUCCAAAACUAGGGGUAAACCAAAUGAAUCAUUGAAAGAAAAUUUCAAAUUAGAUUCUAAUGUAAAGAAUAAUUCGAGGUCUCCUAAAAAUAGUAAAAGCAAUCAAUUGAAGAGAAAUCAAAAAAACUUUCCAGAAGUCGCGAAAAGUAUUUCAAAUGCCUUAAUAGAUGAUUCAGAUUCUUCUGAUGAAUUUGAAGAGUUGAGACUUGCCAAAAUGAAUAGUCUUAAGCAAGAAAACUCCUUCAAUAAAAGCCAGGAAUUGGUUAACGAUCCCAAAAAUUCAGAUAGAUCAAUAAUUAGGGGUAACAUAAGUUCUACUAGUGUUAUAAAAUCAGACGAUUCAAAAGAGAUGAAAGUCUUGCUUAAUAAAGUAGAUAAUUUGGAAAAGACUGAACUAAAAAAUAAAAAAAAUCACGUUGGAAUUACUAAAAUUGAGUUGGAAAAUUCAAAAAUUAUUGGUAAUAAUACCUCAAGUAGAAAUGAUAAAAGAAAAAAAGUUUCAAACUAUUCAGCAGAUACUCAAGAUAACAGUAAUCAAGGAAUAAAAAAUAAAAAUUAUAACACUCGAAACACAAAAAUGGCCAGCGUUUCCAACUCAAUUACUUCACCAAUUGCGAUUAGAAAAUCUAAACGAAUAAAAAAUAAUUUGAAAUCCCAAAAUUCAGAAAUCGAUGAAAAAGAAUUUGAUAGUAUGUCUUCAACUACUACUAUUUCAACUUCACCAGAUAGAAGUUUAAAAACGAAGAUUUCUACUUCAAAAACUAUCAGAGGUAAACGUAAGAAGAGUUUAGAUGAAUCCAUUCAGGGUGUGAACUCAGCAUCUACAUAUGCUCUUACAAAACAAACGCGGAAAAAAGUUAAAAAGGACGAAAAUAAUUCACUAUUAAUAGAUAGUGUAAGAUCAACAAGAUCAAAAAGAAAAAUGUCUAAUUUAUCGCCGCCUGUUUCACCAACAAGGAAUAAAUUUAUUAAAAAUGAACAGUCAAUAUUGACAGAUAGCACCACUGCCGUUAAAGUAUUAUUCAUUGGGGAAAUUUCUGUGCAUCACCGUAAAAUUGUAUCUCAAUUGGGUGGCAUGGAAGUUGAUGAUAUUUCCAGGUGCUCAGUUGUAGUCUGCGAAAAAGUUCAAAAAGAUUUUAAAUUUCUCUCCUCAUUAAGUCGUGGUAUUUCAAUUGUGUCAUUGAAAUGGCUUGAUGCUAGCAAUAAAGCUAAGCAGUUUUUAAAUUACGAUGACUAUAUUUUGAAAGAUAAAGAUGCUGAAUCUAAUUAUAGAUUUAAUUUGAAUGACAGUAUAGAAAGAGCAAGAAAUGUGAAACUUCUUCAGGAUUACACUGUUCUGAUUGCACCACGAUUGAAAACAAUAUCAGUACCCGAAUUGAAAGAAUUAGUAAUUACUAACGGGGGUAAAGCUUUAGUCAGAGCUCCGAAGAAUUGGGACAGAAAACUUGUAAUAAUUGGAGAGGAGUCAGAUUUAGAUAGAAUGCUGAAAUUCAUGGAAAAGGCUCCGAAUACUGUUACAGUACAUUCAAUUGAAUUCAUCUUGACUGGUAUACUAAGACAAAAAUUGAGUUUAACAGAAUUCAAAUUAUCAUUAUAGUGAUAAUUUGAUAAUUUAUAGAAUUCAUCGUGUAUCAACUGUACAAAACUUAUUUAAAUUACACGACGACUAGUUGUUCAAUAUUAAGACAUAGAUUAUUUCUUGUAAAUUAUUAAUAUAAGAUUAUUAUAAUUAAAUUAAAUUGUGAAAGUAAUUUUUUUUCAAAGUGUAUUUGUUACAUUUCUGUAUGUAAUUGUCUUCUUAAUGUUAUAUUUUGUGGAAUUCUCGUUGAAGGUAUAGAUAUUAGAUGAUAAAUAAUGAAAUACCAAAAAAUUGUAUUUAUUUAUCUAAAACUAUGUUAAUUGUUUUAAACUUAUUAAAUUGCAUCAAUGUUGCAGAAUCUUUUCAUUUUGUCAUAAUCUCGUAGCUAAUUUUUAUUUAUAAUGUCCUCGAAUGAUAAUUACAAGACUAUCAAAUCAAUAAUAUCCCAAAAAUAAACUAAACUCAUAAAACCAUUAGUAUUGAACAAAAAUCCCGCUCCUAAGAUAGUGAGU